AUGCCUGUAGAUCUGUCUCUCUACUUGGUCACGGAUUCAACUCCGGCCAUUCUCAAGGGGCGCGAUUUAUGUACAGUUGUAGAAAAUGCUCUGCAAGGGGGCGUGACGGUAGUGCAAUACCGGGACAAAACCAACGACACUGGUCUCCUAGUAGAAACCGCCCGGAAAAUACACCAGGUAACCAAGAAAUACAAUGUGCCCCUUUUGAUCAAUGACCGGGUUGAUGUGGCUCUUGCUAUUGGUGCCGAGGGCGUGCAUCUAGGUCAAGAUGACAUGAGCUUCGCGGAAGCAAAGAAACUUCUUCCCAAGAACUCCAUUAUUGGAAUCAGUACAUCCUCUGUCAAGGAGGCUAAAAAGGCAGCUGCAGAUGGCGCUGACUAUAUUGGAAUUGGUACCAUGUUUGCCACCCCCACCAAAACCAAUACCAAGUCAGUCAUUGGGACGGCAGGUACUCAAGUUAUCCUGGACUCCAUUAAGAAUUCCGCAAUAGGCACUGUUUCCAUCGGUGGCAUCAAUCACUCCAACGUGCAAAGAGUGCUCUAUCAGUCGCAGUCGCCAAAGAAAGCCCUAGAUGGAGUGGCCAUUGUCAGCGCCAUCGUGGCAGCCGAUGACCCUAAAGCAUCUGCUGAGCAAUUCGUCCAGCUGAUCCGAAACCCUCCACGCUUUGCGCAGGCUUCCAGUCCUCCUCGCGCUAACGAAGCAGAGAUCUUGUUGAAUGAAGUGCCCCAAAUUAUCCGUAAGAUGGUAGAGGUACAUCCCCUCGUACAUAACAUGAUCAACUUCGUUGUUUCAAACUUCGUGGCCAACGUUGCCCUUUCCAUUGGCGCAUCUCCGAUCAUGUCUCCAUAUGGUGAUGAAGCCACGGAUCUGUGCAAGCUUGAUGGCGCCCUGUUGAUCAACAUGGGUACACUGACCAGCGAGAGUGUUCCAAACUACCUAAAAGCCAUCAAAGCAUACAAUGAGCGGGGCAACCCAGUGGUCUACGACCCAGUCGGUGCGGCUGCGACACACAUUCGCCGCAACACGGUGACUCAACUUAUGUCCGGGGGCUACUUCGAUCUCAUUAAAGGAAAUGAGGGCGAGAUUCGCCAAGUUUGGGGUAGCUGUGCUGUCCAGCAGCGCGGUGUUGACAGUGGACCAAGUACCCUUGACGACAAUCAAAAAGCCACAUUGGCUCGUGACCUGGCUCGCAGGGAGAGAAAUGUCGUCCUACUAACCGGAGCAACCGACUAUCUCAGCGAUGGCGAACGGGUCAUUGCUGUUGAGAACGGCCACCCAUACCUGGGCCAAGUAACCGGGACCGGUUGUGCCAUCGGAACAAUCUCCGGUUGCUUCUUAGCUGCCCACCGCUCCGACAGACUUCUCGCAGUGCUGUCUGGAAUUCUCAUGUACGAGAUCGCAGCGGAAAAUGCAGCGGCAAAAGAGUAUGUUCGAGGCCCAGGCAGCUUCGUUCCGGCGUUCGUCGACGAGCUUUAUGCUAUCCGCACAGCUGCAGCAAACGGUGACGACAGCUGGUUUGCUGGCCGGGCCAAGGUGCAUGAGGUGAAGCUUUAG
Molecule: messenger RNA, 1554 nt
Organism: Penicillium digitatum Pd1
Lineage: Eukaryota; Fungi; Ascomycota; Eurotiomycetes; Eurotiales; Aspergillaceae
Product: bifunctional hydroxyethylthiazole kinase/thiamine-phosphate diphosphorylase
Biological process (GO): thiamine biosynthetic process
Cellular component (GO): cytoplasm
Molecular function (GO): ATP binding; thiamine-phosphate diphosphorylase activity; hydroxyethylthiazole kinase activity
Source: RefSeq, a predicted model, not a curated record